Sphaeramia orbicularis (orbiculate cardinalfish) is the source of this 1416-nucleotide messenger RNA. RefSeq names its product proteasome 26S subunit, ATPase 3 (gene psmc3). The transcript is spliced from 2 exons. The coding region runs from base 22 to 1305 and encodes 427 amino acids. NCBI's taxonomy places the organism in Eukaryota, Metazoa, Chordata, Actinopteri, Kurtiformes, Apogonidae. Gene Ontology annotation, molecular function: ATP binding; ATP hydrolysis activity. The record is from RefSeq and is a predicted model, not a curated record.
UCAGUCACAGACAGAGCAAAGAUGGCGUCGCUGAGUGACAAAUCAGUUUGGGAUGAAGUGGAAGAUGGAAUCGGUGAAGAAGUGUUAAAAAUGUCCACAGAGGAGAUAGUUCAGCGAACUCGUCUCCUCGACAGCGAGAUAAAGAUAAUGAAGAGCGAAGUAUUGAGAGUGACCCACGAGCUGCAAGCUAUGAAAGAUAAAAUCAAAGAAAACACGGAGAAGAUAAAGGUGAACAAAACGCUGCCGUAUCUGGUGUCCAAUGUGAUCGAGCUGCUGGAUGUGGACCCCAACGACCAAGAGGAGGACGGGGCUAAUGUGGACCUGGACUCCCAGAGGAAAGGAAAGUGCGCGGUUAUUAAAACAUCGACCCGGCAGACAUAUUUCCUGCCGGUGAUCGGGCUGGUGGACGCGGAGAAGCUGAAGCCCGGAGACCUGGUAGGAGUCAAUAAAGACUCCUACCUGAUCCUGGAGACCCUACCCACCGAGUACGACUCCAGGGUCAAGGCCAUGGAGGUGGAUGAGCGCCCCACAGAGCAGUACAGCGACAUAGGAGGACUGGACAAGCAGAUCCAGGAGCUGGUGGAGGCCAUAGUCCUGCCCAUGAACCAUAAGGAGAAGUUUGAAAACCUGGGCAUCCAGCCACCCAAAGGGGUCCUGAUGUAUGGACCACCUGGCACAGGGAAGACCCUCCUGGCUAGGGCCUGUGCUGCUCAGACCAAGGCCACCUUCCUGAAGCUAGCCGGCCCACAGCUGGUCCAGAUGUUCAUUGGAGAUGGAGCCAAGUUGGUGAGGGAUGCCUUCGCCCUGGCCAAAGAGAAAGCCCCCUCCAUCAUCUUCAUCGAUGAGCUGGACGCCAUCGGAACCAAAAGGUUUGACAGUGAGAAGGCCGGAGACAGAGAGGUACAGAGAACCAUGUUGGAGCUGCUGAACCAGCUGGAUGGAUUUCAGCCCAACAUGCAGGUCAAGGUGAUCGCUGCCACUAACAGAGUGGAUAUCUUGGACCCAGCGUUGCUCCGUUCUGGCCGCCUCGACAGAAAGAUAGAGUUCCCGAUGCCAAAUGAAGAGGCCCGUGCUCGCAUCAUGCAGAUCCACUCCCGUAAGAUGAACGUCAGUCCUGAUGUGAACUACGAGGAGCUGGCCCGCUGCACCGACGAUUUCAACGGAGCCCAGUGUAAAGCUGUGUGCGUGGAGGCCGGUAUGAUCGCACUGCGUCGUGGGGCUACAGAGCUGAACCAUGAAGAUUACAUGGAGGGAAUCUUGGAGGUCCAAGCCAAGAAGAAGGCAAACCUGCAGUACUACGCCUGAGGACACUGCCUGUGUCUGUGUUUAUGUAUGAGAGUCUUUGGUUAUAAAAUCAAUUGUCCAGUUAUCCCUUUCUGAUUAAUUUGAUUUAAUAAAAAGAAUUUAAAUAUCUUA